AUGGAUCCCAAUCCUGCCCCCGGAGCUGUCCCAGCUGUCGCUGGCGUCGACAAAGCCGAGACAAAGCCCAACGGCAUAGAGGCAGUUUCUGUGCCGGAGAUCGUGGAGAAGCCUGUCGAGGAGAAGCCGGCAGAAGUCAAGCCGGUCGAAGAGAAGUCAGCUGAAGAGAAAAAGGAGGAACCCGCGCCUGCCACAGAAACAUCAGCCGUUCCUGCCGAGGAGCCGGCCAAGGUCGCAGAGCCUUCUGCGCUCGCCCCGCCAGCUGAUGCUCCAGUCGCAAAUGCUUCUGCCGCCGAUGCACCAAAGCCGGCCACUGUCGAAGAGGUCCCCGACAAAGACGGGCCGGCUGCGACGACCGGCGUGGAGGCUCCCAAGGCCAUUCCUACAGAGCAGCCAGCGGCCGCAGCUCCAGCUCCAGCUGCGACGACUGCGCCCGCAACCGAGACUGUUAAGGAAUCAGUCGAGGAGCCCAUCGCGCAGAAGCCUGCUGAGGAACCCGUAGUCGAAGACGAGCCGGCCAAGGAGCCCGUCAUCGAGAAGCCCGAUGCCGUUAAUGGCGCGGCCUCCAAGGACGUAGAGAUGACGGGCGCCCUUAACGAGGCCGAGCCCUCCGGUUCUGGAGAGCGCGAGGCGGCACCGCAGGCCAAGCCCAGUAACAAGCGCAAGGCGGAUGAUCUCGAUGCCGUUGAUGCCGCCGACGCCGCCAACGGCACCAACGGCGUGGCGGAAGCGAAGCCGGAGCCUGAGGAGAAGCCGGCCGAGAAGAAGGUCAAGACCGGGAAACCCGUCCGGCCUCCGAAGGCUACCAACGGCGCAGCCAAGAAAGAAUCCCCGAAGAAGGACAAGGAGUCUCUGGGACACAAGAUCUCCGAGAAGGUCAAAAAGGUCCUGCCGCCUGUCGGCCGUACCGCGCGCAAGACUCGCUCGCAGGGCCCCGCCUGA
Colletotrichum chrysophilum is the source of this 942-nucleotide messenger RNA. RefSeq lists its product as uncharacterized. Bases 1 to 942 code for a protein of 313 amino acids. The record is from RefSeq and is a predicted model, not a curated record. The transcript is spliced from 2 exons. Lineage: Eukaryota; Fungi; Ascomycota; Sordariomycetes; Glomerellales; Glomerellaceae.